Molecule: messenger RNA, 1873 nt
Organism: Epinephelus lanceolatus (giant grouper)
Lineage: Eukaryota; Metazoa; Chordata; Actinopteri; Perciformes; Serranidae
Product: collagenase 3-like
Biological process (GO): collagen catabolic process; extracellular matrix organization; proteolysis
Cellular component (GO): extracellular matrix
Molecular function (GO): zinc ion binding; metalloendopeptidase activity
Source: RefSeq, a predicted model, not a curated record
AAACAUGAAGACUUUCAAUCUGUGCAUUCUAUUAAGCCUGGCAGUCACAGUUUACUGUGUGCCAUUACAGCAGGUUACUGCGCAAGAUGAGAACUUUGCAGAGAACUACUUGAAGAAAUUCUUCAACCUAACAGAGGAGAGAGGUCCAACUAUCAGACGGGGGAUCAGCCCAGUGAGCAGGAAGCUGAGUGAGAUGCAGAGAUUCUUUGGUCUCCAGAUUACCGGGAUGCUUGACGCUGACACGUUAGAGACGAUGAAGAAGCCCCGCUGUGGCGUUCCGGACAGCAACAUUGCCCAUUUCUCCACUUUUGGAAAUAAUCUGAAGUGGGAGAAAAACAACCUUACCUACAGGAUAGAGAACUACACACCUGACAUGUCUCAGUCAGAGGUAGAUGACUCUAUAGAGAAAGCACUGCAGGUUUGGGCCAAAGUCACUCCUCUGAGAUUCACAAGAAUCUACAGUGGCACGGCUGACAUCAUGAUCUCAUUUGGCCGUCAAGCACAUGGUGAUUAUUACCCCUUUGAUGGCCCUGAUGGAACUCUUGCCCAUGCCUUCGCACCAGCCCCUGGCAUCGGAGGAGAUGCUCAUUUUGAUGAUGACGAGACCUUCACUUUCCGCUCUAACACAGGCUACAUCCUCUUCAUGGUGGCUGCCCAUGAGUUUGGCCACUCCCUGGGCUUGUCUCACUCUAAAGAUCCUGGUGCUCUCAUGUACCCUGUGUACACAUACAGAAACCCAGACACCUUUGUUCUGCCCCGUGAUGAUGUCAACGGCAUCCAGUCUCUCUAUGGUGCAAACCCUGAUAAGGAUCCAUCUGUAGAGGAACCUAGGCCUCCAACUACCCCUGAUGCCUGUGAUUCAACCAUGACCUUGGAUGCUGUGGCCACCCUGCGAGGAGAGAUGCUCUUUUUCAAAGACAGCUUCUUCUGGCGGAGCUACCCUCAGAGCAAUACACCUCAGCAAAGUCUCAUCACAAACUUCUGGCCCAAUGCUCCCACCAACAUCAAUGCCGCUUAUGAAAGCCAACAGUCAGACAAACUCUUUCUCUUUAAAGAUCAAAGAGUAUGGGCUUUCAGUGCCUAUGAUCUUGAACGUGGCUAUCCCAAAUCAAUUUCCAGUUUCGGUCUGCCCAGAAGCGUGAAGAAAAUUGAUGCAGCACUUUAUGAUGUUGAAUCUGGCAAGACUCUGUUUUUCGUAGGCAGCAAUUACUACAGUUAUGAUGAGGCCACAAAGAAGAUGGACCAGGGAUUCCCCAAGAGAGUGGAUCAGACUUUCUCAGGCUUGACUGGCAAGGUGACUGCAGCUUUCCAGUACAGAGGUUUCACUUACAUCUACAGUGGACCCUACAUGUUUGAGUAUAGCUUGAGGACUGGGAGGUUGUUCCGUGUGCUGAGGAACAGCUACUUCCUGCGCUGCACUAACUACUAGAGCAGUUUACCAGCUAAGCUGUUUAUGUCACCAAUCUGAAUGACAAUAAGGGCAACAGAGUUAAAGUGUCCAUAAUAAUACAUCUAACAAUUAAUAAUAAUAUUGUUAUGGUAUGUUUUAUGGUAUGGCUUUUUAUUUUUAUUUUUUUUUAGAUAAUUUAACAUUAUUUGAUGUUAGUUUAUUUAUGUCAUCUUCAUAAUUUAAUUAUUGCUUUUAUUUUUGUUGCAGUAUUUUUAAUUUUGACUUUAAUGUAGUUAAGCUGUAGAAUUUUGGAGCUAAUACAUAAAUUAAUUUUGAAACAUUGUUACAACUGUGCAUGUCUACACAGCUUUAUUCACCACUGUGACAAAAUUAAUGUAUGCCAAUGUUUAAAAAAACAAACAAAUGUGACACAGUGAUACAAAUUAGCACCUAAAAUGAGCAAAUUAAAGUUGUUUAAAUACA